Harmonia axyridis is the source of this 1724-nucleotide messenger RNA. RefSeq names its product E3 ubiquitin-protein ligase MSL2 (gene msl-2). The record is from RefSeq and is a predicted model, not a curated record. The coding region runs from base 269 to 1480 and encodes 403 amino acids. The transcript is spliced from 5 exons. Lineage: Eukaryota; Metazoa; Arthropoda; Insecta; Coleoptera; Coccinellidae. Gene Ontology annotation, molecular function: ubiquitin protein ligase activity. Gene Ontology annotation, cellular component: MSL complex.
CUGGUGCGUGUGUUUAUUUAUUGAUGUCAAAAGUCUGUCGUUCAAAAACUUUUUGUUAUUUAUUUAUUUGAAUUUGGAAGUGAAUGUUUUCUUUUUUGAAAUAAUUACCACAUAUUUUUUUCAAUCACAGUACAGAUUCGAUUUUUCCCAAAUAGUUUUUCGAAAGUGCUAUUGCGCGAUCGAUGAAGAAAAAAAAUUGUUGAGAGAAUUCUAGAUGUAAUGAAUUUUAUUGAAGCAAAUAAAUGAAAAGCAGUAUCAAGCAAGAAUAAUGGCUAAAAUGAAUUCAUUAAGCCUAUAUGUUACAACCAACCAAAUUAUUCUCAAAGCUGAUCCUAAUAAUUCAACUACAUGGCAGGAUUUAUAUAGAUUAUUGCCUUACUUGAGAAAUUCUUUAAGUUGUGUAGUGUGUAGUAAUUUAUUAGUGGACCCACAAUCUCCUACAGGAGGCCGAUGUAAUCAUCAUAUAUGUAAAAAAUGUAAAGGUGGAAGAAAAAAAAUAAAACCAGCAUGCACAGGAUGUAGAUAUUGUUUGGAAUAUUACGAGAACAAGAGUUUGAAAAUUCUGUUACAGUGUUAUCAACAGAUGUGUCAACACCUCACUCAAAGCCCUAUUUAUGCAGGCUUGUUAGAACAAGCAUCCAUAAUAUCCCCGGUUCAAAGCGUUGAAAGAGGUGCUGGAAAUCUGUUAGCACUUAUAAGGGAAGGUUCAGAAUUUCAUGAUGAUUAUCAAAGUGAAGGCGGUAUUCCAAAAUCAACCUAUAACAUCUUACCUUGUGUUUAUACGAAUUCUUCCACACAAACAUUACAAGUGACACCUGUAGAAAAUAAUUCUGUUCCUCUAGCACAAAAUGUUUUAAAUAUUGUGAACUCUUCUAAUACCUCAAAUAUACCUAGUCGGCCAAAUAUUGGCUCGAAUCUCUAUUCAGUGAUGUAUCCUGGAGCAAUAAAUAAAAUAACAAUUAAAAGAAAGCCAAAUGAACUUAAUGAUAUGAAACAGAAAAUUAUACCUCUCAUGAAGAAAGAUCCUGUUGAGAAGGUUUCAGUAUUUAAGAAACCAGUUAACAAGUGUGUAGUACAGUCUAAGAAAGGGUGUAGAUGUGGAAACGCGACUGCUACUCCAGGUAAACUAACUUGUUGCGGCCAAAGAUGUCCAUGUUAUGUAGAGAGUAAAGCUUGUAUUGAAUGUAGAUGUAGAGGUUGCAGAAAUCCACAUAGGCCAGAUGGUCUCAAGGUACGACCGAUGAUCCCAGACAUUCAUUCCUAUCAAGUGAAUACUACUACACAAUUAUCAGAACCUCAAAUAAUACAUAAUCAACCAAUAAAACUUGGAAGUGUUGAUGUGGAUCCUCAUUUCACCUUUGAUCCAAUUGGAUUGAAAACUUACAAAGUUGUUGCCGGUGGCUUCAAUAGUUUAUCAAUUCCAACAACUUUGCUUAUGAAUACACCAAUCUUAGAAGAGGAUAUUAACUUAGAAGGAUGACACCAAAAUUUAUUUCAACCUUGAACCCAAACUUGUCUUCAUUUCAUCUUAUCGAAAAAAAAUAAGGACUUUGAUCUAUAUUACAACUUAGAUCUCAGCAAUAAAAUAUAAUGAACAUUAUAUAUAUAUAUAUUAUAUAGUGAGAAGCUUUAGGAUGAAAUUUUGUAUAAUUUUUUUGACACGCUUCAAAAACUUCGAAGAAUAUUUUUUAUAACAUCUCAAUAAAAGAACUAUUAAAAUUAUG